AUGUAAAGACAGUAUUUAACCCCGCAGCAUCCACAGAAGUGGAUAUGUAUAAGUAUGAAUAAGUUAUUUUAUUUGAUGUAAUUUAUUUGAAUUGUGUUGCAAAUACAAAUGCUAACAAACGACAUAUUUGAACUUUUUAAGAAUGUAUAAAUACAUUUUACGAUUGAGCAAUCCAUGCAUUUUUAGCUGCAAUGGUUGAGUGGUAUUAAACACCAGCCGUGUUUGGUAAACACAUUUUUGGGCCUUCAAAUCUUGGUAAGUAGACUUUUGACAUUAUUGUUAAUGAGCUUUAAGUACAUGUAUAUGCUUGUUAAUCCUUUUUGUAAUUAGACCAAGUGAACAGCAUCUGUGUCAGAUGGACUGGGUGGUUGUGAUCUUACACAACCUGAGCAGAUACUUUUUGUGUACAUUUAUUUACAGAAAUGUUUAGUCUUGUACUAAAAUGUUAUUAACAAUUACGACAAUAUGCAUACAGCUGAACCUUUGUACUCUAUUUACCAACCAACAGAUAUAGGACACCUCGGUGAUGAUACAGAGAACAUCACCAUAAUGGAUUAGGUUACGGACACCCCACCUUGUGGCUGCACAGCAAAGUGAUCCCUUUCCCAGAGUGGCGUCAAAUGUUGCCGCUCCUCAGUUGAGGUCUCGGAGAGUUACUGUGUUAACCCUAGCGUGUCUCUGGGCUGUACUGAUGGGCCUGGCAAUUGCUUGGGGAGUGUUCUAUGCUUCCAACAGGAUGAAGAAGAAUAUAUGCGAGAUAGAUAUGGCUGUGACAAGUGAAAUAUCUAUAGGAGAGACAUGCAAGUUCCCCUUCGUAUUCAACGGGGACACGUAUGACUCGUGCACCAGUGCUGGACGGGGCGAUGGUAAACUGUGGUGUGCCACAACCAGUAGCUUCGACGCAGAUGAUCAAUGGGUCUUCUGUCAAAAAAUUGCUCCUUUGGAGUUCUUCAAAGGAUCAUCGUACUAUUUCUCUGAAGACAAACUGACCUGGGAACAGAGUCAAUAUGCCUGCAUCCGUGAAGGAGGACACCUGGUCAUCAUAGAGAGUCAGCAGGAGCAGGACUUCAUUAGAAAGAAAGUGGGAAACACUGGCAGUAAUUACUGGAUUGGAAUGACAGAUAUGAAGGUGGAGGGAGUUUGGGUCUGGAUGGACAAUACAACCCUUAAUGACAACAUCAAGUACUGGGACCAAAACAGUGGAACAGAUAUCAGUGACUUUCCGGAACCAAAUAAUUUGAAGUCACGUGAAGACUGUGCCCAAAUGGGUCAGCGCUGUUCUGAUCAAAUCAGUUGUUGGAUUGACACUGCAUGUGAUGAACCAUCUAAGAGAAUAUGUGAGAGUCAUGCAGCCAGAUAAUCAUUCAAAAUGGAGAGUAUAUUACAUUAUAACAAGCAAAAGGCAUUUGGUAGUAUAUAGUGCCACUUUCACAGGCACAGAUAAGACCUAUUCCUGGAAGAAACACAGUCAGUAGAGAUAAUCUAUAUUAAAUGCUUUCAGUCCAGGACCAGACAUGUGUGCCCAAAUUUUAAUUUGAAAAAAUUGAUUUUAAUCCAUUAGUUAAUUGGUACAUUUAAACUUGUGUCGACCAGUGUUUUGAUUUUGGAUAUUGUACUUUCUCAACAUAUCCAGCUGGAUGUGACAUAUUGUACUUAUAUGGAAAGAUGGAUACAUUUUCAUAAUAUUGGGGUUCUGAUCUUGAUAAUAGAACAUUUAUUAUAUAUUGUUUGAUUUAUUAACUUGAUCCAUAUUUUCUGUCAAUAUUUCUAUUAAUGGUUUAGCAUGUAAUUUCAACCUCAUUUUCAUAAAUAUAACUAAUUUUGUUAUAGCUAACUAGCAAUGGGAUAACAUAUUUGAAUUCAUUUUUUUUCUUUAUUAAAAA
Molecule: messenger RNA, 1883 nt
Organism: Esox lucius (northern pike)
Lineage: Eukaryota; Metazoa; Chordata; Actinopteri; Esociformes; Esocidae
Product: C-type lectin domain family 4 member E-like
Exons: 7
Coding region: 692-1360 (222 amino acids)
Biological process (GO): biological process involved in interspecies interaction between organisms; immune response
Cellular component (GO): external side of plasma membrane
Molecular function (GO): carbohydrate binding
Source: RefSeq, a predicted model, not a curated record